Messenger RNA from Hibiscus syriacus, 1113 nucleotides. RefSeq lists its product as uncharacterized. The transcript has 4 exons. The coding region runs from base 1 to 1113 and encodes 370 amino acids. The record is from RefSeq and is a predicted model, not a curated record. Gene Ontology annotation, molecular function: protein binding. Lineage: Eukaryota; Viridiplantae; Streptophyta; Magnoliopsida; Malvales; Malvaceae.
AUGGAAACCCAAAGUUUCCUUUUCAAGAAGAAAGCAAUGGAAAGUGCUGAAACAUUGGUCUGCGUGAAUCGAGUGAAGCAAGAAGAACCAGAAGAAUGGGACGAAAGUAUGCCAUUGCCCGGAGACAUCAUCGAAGGCUUUUCGGAAAAUGACGGCAACGACGAUUUAUUCACUCCCGCAAAAGGAAGAUCAGAGCUUAGUUCACAGCUACGGAAGAUAAAGGUGGAGACAAUAUGGGUGAAGGUUCGAAGAGGUAAUGGAACACUUAAGCUUCGUGUUCGUAUCGUGGCAGACAAGAGUUCGAUGUUGCAUAAGAGGUAUACGAUAAGAGCGGCUAGAGACGAUAGACAUGUUGCUGUUUUGGGUGAUUUAACGUUGGAGCAAUGCACAACGCUACAAGAAAUGAGCAGGAGGAUUGUGAAUGUGGAUUUUAGAGGGUUCAACAGAAAGGAAGUGAAGUAUGAUUGGAAGAAAACGGUGGGCACUUACUUGCCGGAUCAAGGAUCCACUGUGGUUAGUUCCAUGCUUUUCAUGCCCUUUACAGGUGAAUAUUACAUCGAGGCUACCAUUUCAAGGUGCAUGGCCUGGUUUUCAGCUGCCGUUUCUUCAGGGGCUCCUCUUGUCUUCGUCAAUAUCCAAACUGAACAAACUGUCACCUCGGAGAAAACAAAUCCUACAGCAAAGGAAAUAUGUCGAGGGAAGCAGCAGAAUACAACUUUACCUGUAGAAUUAGUGCAAGGCAUAAGGCUAUGGUUCUUACCAGGAGUUGAAGAAGUGUCACUUGAAAUGAUACCCAGACCGGGUGAAACUCGAUUCGGAAUAGAAAUAAAACGAACCGAUGAGGGUUUCAUAUGUGUAUUCUCAGUGACAGAAGGCUCGGCUGCCGACCGAGCUGGCUUGCAGCAGCUACUUGCAGAAGCAGAUGACAAGAAGCUUCUUCUUGUUAUAUCUCGAUUAGAAGGGAAGAGCGUUAUGCCAUCGAGCGUUGAUUCCGAUGGGUUCAUACAUUGUUGUGAUCACAAUGAAAUAAAGGACACAUUAACUUCGGCUAUUGAAGGAAUGGAUAUCGUUCAACUCCAUAUCAUGGCCUGGCCUAAUCAAACCCGUCUCUAG